Messenger RNA from Phyllostomus discolor (pale spear-nosed bat), 1273 nucleotides. RefSeq names its product protein-L-isoaspartate (D-aspartate) O-methyltransferase domain containing 2 (gene PCMTD2). The transcript is spliced from 6 exons. Gene Ontology annotation, cellular component: cytoplasm. The record is from RefSeq and is a predicted model, not a curated record. The coding region runs from base 138 to 1223 and encodes 361 amino acids. Gene Ontology annotation, biological process: protein modification process. NCBI's taxonomy places the organism in Eukaryota, Metazoa, Chordata, Mammalia, Chiroptera, Phyllostomidae. Gene Ontology annotation, molecular function: protein-L-isoaspartate (D-aspartate) O-methyltransferase activity.
CGCACUGGGGCGACGGAUGUUUACGGCUGUGGAGGUCGGCGCGGCGCAGGCUGGCGGCGGACGGGCGAGCGGCGCCCGGGGAGCUGCAGGUCGCGGGCCGGCGGAGCCCGGAGUGUUGCCCCCGGGUGCUGGUGAGCAUGGGCGGGGCCGUGAGCGCCGGCGAGGACAACGACGAGCUGAUCGACAACCUGAAGGAGGCGCAGUACAUCCGCACCGAGCUGGUGGAGCAGGCCUUCCGCGCCGUCGACCGUGCGGACUACUACCUGGAGGAGUUCAGGGAGAAUGCGUACAAAGACCUGGCGUGGAAGCACGGCAACAUCCACCUGUCGGCCCCGUGCAUCUACUCGGAGGUGAUGGAGGCCCUGGACCUGCAGCCGGGCCUCUCGUUCCUGAACCUGGGCAGCGGCACCGGCUACCUGAGCUCCAUGGUGGGGCUCAUUCUAGGUCCUUUCGGGGUAAACCACGGUGUGGAGCUUCAUCCAGACGUGACUGAGUACGCAAAGCAGAAACUGGACUUCUUCAUCAGGACCAGCGACAGCUUCGACAGGUUCGACUUCUGCGAGCCCUCCUUCGUGACUGGCAACUGCCUGGAGAUCGCGCCGGACUGCUCCCAGUACGACCGGGUGUACUGCGGCGCCGGCGUGCGCAGGGAGCACGAGGACUACAUGAAGAGCCUGCUCAAGGUGGGCGGCAUCCUGGUCAUGCCGCUGGAGGAGAAGCUGACGAAGAUCACCCGCACCGGCCCCUCCGCCUGGGAGACCAAGAAGAUCCUGGCCGUGUCCUUUGCCCCGCUGGUCCAGCCGCCCCGCUGCGAGUCCGGGAAGUCCAGGCUCGUCCACCUGCCCCCCCCGGCGGUGCGCAGCCUGCAGGACCUGGCCCGCAUCGCCAUCCGGGCCGCCGUUAAGAGAGCCAUCCGCCAGGAAGCGGCGAGCGGGAGCGUGGGCGGGCCAAGGACCACUCCCAGGCUCAAGCGGAGGAGAGUCCGCCGCCGGCGCAUGGAGACCAUCGUCUUUCUGGACAAAGAGGUCUUUGCCAGCCGCAUUUCCAGCCCGUCGGAGGACAGCGGCUGCGAGGGUCCGGAUGAGGAGCCGCGGGAGGGGGAGGCGCCGAGCCCGGCGGAGGCGAGGCCCGAGCCCCCGGUGAACCUGCUGCGGGAGAAGGUGCUGGGCCUGCCCCUGCCGGAGCCCCUGAAGCGCUACCUGCUGUACCACAGGGACAAGUGAGCGGAGGGCCGGCGGGCGGGCACCGCGGACCGCCUGCUGCAGCGGGCGCC